AAUUCCCCUCCUGCCAGAUAAGUCCCCGGCCCCGGCCAUCGCGCGUAUUCUCUUCUUUCCCUCACUCGAACCGACCCCUGCUGCGAUGCCCUACAAGCUUUCGGCAACGCUCACUGGCCACACUGCCGAUGUGCGGGCCGUCGCUUCACCAACGAACGAUCUCGUCCUCUCUGCUUCGCGCGACAGCACCGCGAUCUCAUGGGUUCGGAACAGGGAUGCCCCAGGAUUCGGCCAGUCCGUAACCCUGCGCGCAGGUUCACGGUACAUCAAUGCUGUAACAUACCUCCCACCUACACCUGAAGAACCGCUAGGAUUUGCGGUGACGGGCGGUCAAGACACUGUGAUCAACGUCUUCGCCCUCUCGGCUAACUCCAACGAGCCUGCGUACUCCCUCAUCGGCCACACGGACAAUAUAUGUGCACUGGACUGUACGCCCGACGGAUUGAUCGUUUCUGGAUCUUGGGAUCGAACGGCCAAGGUCUGGAAGGACUUCAAACUCUUGUACGAUCUCACCGGACACCGGCAGUCCGUAUGGGCUGUAUUGGCUGUAGAUUCCGAACAGUUCCUGACGGGCUCUGCCGACAACACCAUCAAACUAUGGAACCAGCACAAGAACGUCCGAACAUAUCCUGGGCAUACACAAGCGGUUCGCGGCCUAGCGCUGUACACAGACAUUGGGUUUGCGUCAUGCUCAAACGAUAGUGAGAUUAAGAUAUGGACCAUGGAAGGCGACCUCGUUCACACACUCUCCGGGCAUACAUCGUUCGUGUACAGCAUCUCCGUGCUGGAGAAUGGUGACAUCGUAUCCGGAGGGGAGGACCGUACAGUCCGCAUCUGGAGAGAUGGCGAGUGCUACCAGACGAUUGUCCAUCCUGCCAUCUCUGUCUGGUCGGUGUCGACCAUGCCGAACGGUGACAUUGUGACUGGAUGCAGCGACGGUGUCGUACGCAUCUUCAGUCACGCGGAGUCACGUCAACUGCCGAGCGAAGAGCUGAAGGCAUACGAAGAUCAAGUCGCGAGCCAGACUUUGCCCGCGCAGCAAAUCGGCGAUGUCAAGAAGUCGGAUCUGCCAGGUUUGGAGGUACUGUCGACGCCGGGCAACAAACCUGGCGAAGUCAAGAUGAUCAGGAACGGUGAUAACGUAGAGGCCCAUCAGUGGGACAGCGCGUCGUCCAGUUGGCAGAAGAUAGGCGACGUCGUGGACGCCGUCGGCUCCGGGCGAAAACAGCUAUACGAGGGGAAGGAGUACGAUUACGUCUUCGACGUGGACGUACAGGAAGGCAUGCCGCCGCUGAAGCUACCUUACAACGCUGCCGAAAACCCAUACGCGGCUGCGCAGCGGUUCUUGAAUGCUCACGAACUUCCCCUGACCUAUUUGGACGAGGUAGUGAAAUUCAUCGAGAAGAACACCGGUGGUGUGACCCUGGGUGGCGGGGCUCAGUACUCUGAUCCAUUCACUGGUGCGUCUCGGUACCAGCCCGCGCAAGCUGCGGCUGGAGGUCGCGCGCAGGAAUACAUGGAUCCUUUCACGGGCGCGUCUCGGUAUCGUGCGGCACCUACUUCACCAUCACCAGCUCCCGCUGUAAACCAAGCCGAUCCUUGGACAGGAUCUUCAAGGUACUCCUCGGCUGUAACACCGUCUACGCCUCCCCCUCGAGCUACCCCGGCGACAUCGUCGAAAGUUAUCCCAGUCCGUACGCCUUUGGCGUUCCGUCAGGCGAACGUCUCUGCGAUGCAAGCAAAGCUGCAGCAGAUCGAUCAAAGCCUUCGGAACGAGAUCUCAACAUCAUCGUUAGCCAUGUAUCCCCAAGAGCGCAUCCGCGUCGACGAGGCCUUUGCGUACCUCUCCGCCAUUGUCUCUCAGCUCGCACAUUGGGACAAUCCGCCGCCCGGUACAAACCCGCCCACAGCACGCCACCUAGAUGCCAUCAUCGCGUUGCUUGAUAGGUGGCCGCGGGAGUCGUUGUUCCCUGUCAUGGACCUUGGUCGGCUCUUGCUUGCCUUCUGCUCAAGUUACUCGCAAGACACACAGCUGAAGCAUCGCUUCUUCAGCGCUAUGAUGCACGCUUCGUCUUGGAAGGACCCUUGGGAGACUCCACUGUCGCGGUCAAGAGAGACGAACACGCUGUUCUUCCUCAGGGCCCUCGUGAAUACCUUCCAGGAUAAUCUUUACGGGGAUGGGGCGUGGGUCAAGACGAUACUGCAAGACAUCGCCCAGCAACCUUACAACAACCUGACUAAGGCUCAGCGGGUCGCAUGCGCGACCAUUCUGUUUAAUCUGAGCUGCAUCGGGCUGAGGGAGCCGCUGGAGCCCGAGUUGACGAUGUUCUUGUACAAUUCCAUCAUGACGGGGCUUCAGCAGGAUACAAGCGACCAGGAGGCAGCGUAUCGCGCGUUGGUAGCCUUGGGAAACAUCCUAUAUGCGGCGAGAGAGAAAGGCGAGAAGCCGAACGAAGCACAAGUCAACGCCGUCAAGCAGUGCAUGUCGUCACUCCGCUCGACGUUCUCCGACGACCGCGUCAAGAACGUGUCCGCAGAGAUUGAGGAAUUGCUACGAUGACCGAAGAGCCGUUUGCUGGGUGGAGCCACUGGAUGCGAGCGCUCUCCCCGAGGUCUUACGUACGGUCUCAACGCCCGCGGGGCCAGGGCAGUUUCUUGUCCCUGAGACCAGUGGAAGGAUUCGUCGAUGUAAUAUGUGUAAAACAGUUGAUACGGACAGUCGCAACUUGUAUCAAUGGGUGGGCGCAUGGACCGCAGUGGCCCCGCAGACUGUAGCAGAUUCACAUAUUCUUGUCAAUUCGUAGAAAGAGAAGACAUCGUAUGGUAUUGUCCUUCCACAGCUCAGGCAUGCGUGCGGCUAUCAAUGCAUGGACGAGCUACGGCCGCGGUGCUGCUAAUAACAGACCGUGUGUGGCGGGUUAGGG
Messenger RNA from Fomitopsis serialis, 2924 nucleotides. Its product is annotated as phospholipase A-2-activating protein. Bases 86 to 2560 code for a protein of 824 amino acids. Gene Ontology annotation, molecular function: ubiquitin binding. NCBI's taxonomy places the organism in Eukaryota, Fungi, Basidiomycota, Agaricomycetes, Polyporales, Fomitopsidaceae. Gene Ontology annotation, biological process: proteasome-mediated ubiquitin-dependent protein catabolic process; ubiquitin recycling. The transcript has 18 exons. Gene Ontology annotation, cellular component: nucleus; cytoplasm. The record is from RefSeq and is a predicted model, not a curated record.